ACACUUACAGAUUAAAAAAAAAAAAAAAAAAAAGCCAGCUGCAUUUCCACACACCUUAACGUGACUGAUGAGCUUCCUCUGCUAAAAUGACUGCAGCUUCCUCACCUGAGAUUGAAGUCAUAACAUGGCCUAAAAUGAGGAAAUUGAGCACUAAUUAUGUUAGAAAAGAAUGCAUUCAGAAUUUGUUGUGUAAGUUAAUAAUAUUAGAAACAAACCAGCUGCUUGUGUUGCUGCCCAAUCAGCUGAUCAGUCAAUACACUUUCUAGUGCAAAGUGGUGCAACUGAAGCUUUUGCACGGAGAAAAACUUUAGUUUUCUUGCUCCAAGCUCCUCUGGGAGCUUCCUCUCUCCUCCUUGAAGGGAUUGGAACAACCACCACAGUGGUGGACAAUGAUCAAUUAUCCCGUCAUCUGGUGGAGGAGCGAGGAAGCAUAAUUAGCAGAGUGGAAGGCACUGAGAGUUAGCACUCGGGGGGAAAAAAAACAGAAAAAAAAAACAUAGCUGAUGAAAUUUGUAGAAACAGAGUUAAGUGGAGGCUGAAACUGGGGGAAAAGCUGAUGACACAGUUUGGAGACUUUCUUGUUUUUCGUGUGUAAUUAUUCAGAAAUGAAUACUUGUUUCACUGUGUUUGUUUUCUAAAAAAAACUACAUUACAACGUCCGAGGCACGAGACACGACACGAGCGUAAUCUUUACUGUCACCACACUGGCACACGCUGCGACGCUGGCACCGCAUCCCGCUAACAACCACAUGUCCGUGUCAGCGCCUCUGAUGAGCUAAUCUAGCGGCCGGCGUGGCGACGAGAUCCCCAGCUGAGAGAUGGCCUUCCUCAAGAGCUUCCAGCAGAACCUCCCAUCUGUCAACAUUUCCUCCAUCUUCGACUCGGUCACCAGCCGCGUGGACGACCUGGCCAACGCCGUCAGCGACGUCACCUACGCUGUCAGCGACCAGCUGACGGAGCAGGUCACCACCAUCAUCAGCAAGGUGCAGGAGGACGAGGACGGGGAGAAUGGCGGCGGCCAGGAUCCCGGGCAGGCCUCGGCCGCUCAGGAGGGCAAGGCCGGCAACAAAAGCAUGUGGCAAAUGAAUAGAGACUCUGACGCUGGUAACAACCAAGCCAGCGACACGACAGAGGCAGAGAACCACUCAAGUCAGCUGGAGUGGGAAUGGAGGGACGGGUGCUGGCGGGUUAAAAAGACAGAGGCCGAGUUGGCGGAGGAAGAGAAGAAGAAGAAAGAGGAGAAGGAGCUGCAGGAACAGAGAGAACAGAGGAGAAGGGAAAGGAGGGAGAAGCAGCUGGAGAGAGAAGCUAAGAGAAGCAAAGAAGAGGGACAGCUGGAGGGGGACGAUGCUUUGGAGAAGACGGGUGAAGGUGGUGGACAAGACAGAGAGGCGAGUGACGGCGGAGAAGAAUCAGCCGCCCGGCAAGGACGCGAUGGCUGCGACGAAACCGCCGGUUCACCCGGCUGUGAAUCCAAACCUAAAGAGAGGGAGCAAAGGGACGACGGAGGAGAAAAGGAAGAAGUGGAGGACGACCCCGAGAGGGAGGGAGACAAUGAGGAGGAGGGCGAGCUCUCCAGAUCUCCUUCUAAAACCAAAAAGAAAAAAUCCACCAAGAAGAAGGGAAAAGGCGCAAAGGAGGGUCAGAAGAAGUCGGAAAAAGCUGCAGAUGAGGGGAAAAAGAAGGAGAAAGGCAAGAAAGGCAGCAAGAAGAAGAAAAAGAAAGGAAACCCAGACGGGGUGGUAUCAGACAGUGAGGAGGACAGAGGCCCCGAGGCGGGGGCCCAGCAGAACGCUACGUCCACGUGGAGCAAAGCGCCCGCUGAGCAGGGAGGAUACAGCAGCGAGGCGUCCAGCGAGCGAGCCAACAGCAUCCAGAGGAUAAAGAAGGACUCCUCCCUCAGCGAGCUGCAGCCUCCUCCGUACCAGGACGAGGGCUCGGGGGCGCGCGUGUCCUCCCGUCCUCGCUCGGAGCGCGGCGUCAGGAGGGCUUCGUCCCCGCAGCGCUGCGAGAGCCCCCGCUGUUCCAGCGAGGCCAGCGGGGAGGAACAGGACACCGAGAGCUACCUCAACAAAGGCUGCGAGGAGGACAUCCCCAGUGACAGCACUGCUGUUCUGGGCCCAGAGGAUGGUUCCGGUCCUCAGCUCCCCACCGCGUACGAGCCGGAGCCCUUCGCCAAAUACGGCACGCUGGACGUGGCCUUCGAGUACGACUCCAGCGAGCAGUGGCUGGCCGUCACGGUCACCGCCGCCACCGACAUCCCGGCCCUCAAGCAGACCGGCAACAUCUCGUGGCAGGUGCACCUGGUCCUGCUGCCCACCAAGAAGCAGCGGGCGAAGACCGGCGUGCAGAAAGGCCCGUGUCCUGUCUUCACGGAGACGUUCAAGUUUUCCAGAGUGGAACAGGAGGCCCUGGGGGACUACGCCGUUCGUUUCCGCCUGUACAGCAUCAGGCGGAUGAAAAAGGAGAAGGUCCUUGGGGAGAAGGUGUUCUACCUGACUAAGCUCAACUUGCAGGGCAAAAUCGCUCUGCCUGUCACCCUGGAGCCCGGCUCUGAACUCGCAGGUUGCGGCUCUCUGGUGAGCGUGUCACGAAGCGCGGGAGCUGUGUCCUACCGCUCAACCGAAGACUCGUCCAUGCCGGAGAUCCUCCUGGGUCUCAUCUACAACUCCGCCACGGGACAGCUGUCGGCCGAGGUCAUCCAGGGGAGCCACUUCAAAACGGCCGCAUCUGAAAAACCCGUCAACACAUACGUGAAGCUGACCAUGCUGGACUCCAAGGGGAAGGAGAUGUCCAAGUGCAAGACGGCCGUGUGCCGCGGCCAGCCCAACCCCACCUACAAGGAGACAUUCGUGUUCCAGGUGGCGCUCUUCCAGCUGUCCGAGGUGUCCCUGGUGCUGUCCGUGUUCUGCCGCCGGAGCAGCAUGAGGCCCAGGGAGAGGCUGGGCUGGGUCUCCCUGGGCCUCAACAGCACCAGCGAGGAGCAGCAGCAGCACUGGUCGGAGAUGAAGGAGGCGGAGGGACAGCAGGUCUGCCACUGGCACACGCUCACGGACACAUAGGACGGACUGUGAAGACGAGGCUGGACUUUUUAGAUUUGCGGAAGAGCAGGAAGCACCUUAACAGCUGCGUGUUGUGUGUGUGUGUGUGUGCGCGUGUGUGUGUUGCGUACAGGUGUGAGGAUGGGCAUGGGUUCCCAGUCUUCACUGCCAGACUGCAUGAAAACCCUUUAAUCUGCCCACGAUACUGGGUGAGGUGUAAACUUCAGCCUUUUUUUACUAGCAGGAAAGAAAAACAAAAGCGACGACAGACUGAAAAUAAAUUAGAUGGACAGAAAUAAGGACAGAAGUUGAAUCUGCAUGCACUCUCAACUGUUUACAUUAAGACACUUCCAAACGUUUCCUGAAUCUUGGACCAAAGAGCUCGGUCCGGGACUCCUUCCUCCUUUUUCUGGGCUUCUCUGGACUUCAGCUGCCACCAGCAUACCAGACAUUUCUCUAUCGCAGCCACUGGCGAGAGAAACUGUUGUGAAGACUGUUACAAAGGGCCUACAACAUGCUGCAACUACGCUUACAAGCUAUGCUUUGUACAGUCUGUUUACAUGCACAUGACAUUAUGCAAGGUCUAGUCAGUGUUUUCCUCUUUUAUGUUGAAUUAUCAGUUUUAUUGCAGUCACUCUGGACUGUGUUACACAAAGAGUUGUUUUUUUUUUUAUUGCAUAACUCCAUACACUAUGCAUCUGCCACUUUAAACGAGAGGAAUGCAAUACUUUCUUGAGCUUUGCCCGGUCUCUUACGGAAUUGGACACAGCUCCGCAUGCCACCGGUAUCAAAGAGCAGCUUCCCUUCCCCUGUGUAGUACAGAUUGAGCCUGUCUCACCAUUCAGCCUUUUGACAACUCAGCCAUGUUCAUUCAUGUAGAAACACGGUGCUUCCCUGCUGAGGAGGAAUAUGCAAAGGCCUGCGCAGUCCAAUAAACCCGGCUGUUUGUGGGAGGCAGGUUCAACGUUUUCUCACUUCCAAGUGGACGGUAAGUGUGUCAUAAAAUAAAUGCUAAAUUAAAUUUGCGAGAAAUUAAACCUGCGACGUCUUAAUGUUGGAUCGAAGCCAGUUUUAAAACCCUCAUCUCAAAGCUAUGAGUCAGAAAAUCCCCCAGAAGACGAGUGGAGGCUCCACAGCCACACCCGCGGUUCAGUGAAUGAAACCCUCUCCCCUCUCUCUCUCUGCUGGCUGAGGCCGAGGGGUGUGGGAUACAUUUCUUUCUACUUGUCCCAGUGACGUCAGAUUUAGGUUAGGGGUGAUGCAGCCGCACCUCGUCCCUUCAGUUCUCCUUUUAAAAGUCACAUUUUAUUCCCAUAUUAUUCAGAAUUUAAUGAAAACGAGAAGUCUAGCAUUCCUGCCAGCGGGCAUUUGUUUUAAGAACGGUUUCUGCAUAACCAGCACUUAUAACCCCUGAGGGGAUAAUAAAAUAUUUUGGAACUUUCUUGCAGUUUCUUAAAUGUCUGUAAGGCUAAUCUGCGAGUGGAGCCAGUAGCUGGUAAACAUAGCAUAGGGUAAAGACUUACUCUGCCUUAAGGUAUCAAAAAUUCAUUUACUUGCACUUCUAAACUGUUUUCGUGGCGGGUUACAUCCUGGACUAUUUCUUGGCAAGUACCUUCCUGGAUGUGCUAAUUAACACCCAAGAAAUAGUCCACGACACGGACGAACAUAUCCUCCUGAAAAAUGGCCGAAAAAAGUGCCGUUUUUAUACUUUUUAUUUUUUUAACACACUUAACUAAAAGACAUGCAGCUUGUUUAUUUGUGUGUUUUAGAUGUGCUAUAGGUUUUGUCAAAUUCGGACGAAGCCAAAACAGCUUUAUUGUCAUGCUAAGCUAACUUGAAGCCGACUGUAGCUUCCAUACUAAAUGGUCAUGCAUCUGACAUUAAAACUCCACCAGAGGUCUGUGUAUUUUAGAAAGUCGACUCAUCCUUCAGCGUUAUGUCUGAUACUAUUUGUCCUGCACGUCUGAACAGUUUUCGUGGUCCCUCGUACGCUGGACUAGCCAAGAAAUAGUCAGAUCCCCCUGUGAACUGACACUUUGCUUUCUUAAGAUUAGGGCUCGGAUUACGGUUAUUAAUUUGUGAGAUUUAGACUUACUGGUAGUUUUCUUAACUGUGCAGAGCUUUUCCUUUCUAGAGUCUUAAUGCUAAGCUAACCGACCACUAAUGCUGGGUACAUAUUCCAGGAGCGCGCUUUGGAAGAGUGAUGGGAUACACGAAUGAGUACAAGAGUCGAGAUAAAUCUUCUUAAACAAUGUUGAGAGAUUUUUAUUUCCAUUCAUCUGGCCUUCAAUGGUAUGUUUGACGUUGUCGUCACUCAUCAGCCCGGUACAGUGCGAGCAGCGCUGCAGGAGGCCGGAGCCUCGCCCGCCGCCGUGGAUCAGACCCAGGAGCACAUAGUUUCACAACUUUUUACACACCUAGCAGAGUGACUGCGGCCCUCCGGGCAAAUUUAUCCUCACUCCGAGCCACGGAAAACCAGCUGUGCCGCAGAUCCUUGGGGGAGGUGGGGGGGGGGGGUGGCCACAGGGACAGUAGGAAUACCAGCCGACCCAAACUGCACCCUGAGGGCCGGUUAAGAGUCAGCCAGGUAAUUACGGGGCCCCUUGAGCUCCAAUAAAACUGCUCAGAUGUGACGAGCGGGUGAGGAGUCUCCUCCAAGCUGUUUUCUUUUUCAAGCUCGGUACCGUAAAAAAAAAAAAAAAUGGAAAUUUGGACUUGUUUUAGAAGUCUUGCGCACUAAUUAAGAAUCCGGAUUCUUGUUUAUUCCUCCGUGGAAAAAGCCUCGAGUCGACAUUUCAUUUCGUUACAGGACAGUGGUAGAACACCUGGAGCAGGUACAGGUUCAUCUUCCAAAACUGAGUUUAUGACAUGACAGGUCAAGGCCUCUGACAACCACACACCUGAGCCCCCCCCCCUCCCCGGGUCAGCAGCACCAGAUAGUUUUCCGUGGCAAUGAAAUCUGACUUCUGUGUGAGUUGGAAUAAUAAACUACAAUGUCUCCUCAUGUUAUUGCAUGUGUCAUUUUCAGUUUUAAAAAAAAAAAAAAAAGAAAAGAUUUUUUUUUUUU
This is a messenger RNA of Mugil cephalus (flathead mullet), 6108 nucleotides long. It is a transcript of the gene syt14b, whose product is annotated as synaptotagmin XIVb. The record is from RefSeq and is a predicted model, not a curated record. NCBI's taxonomy places the organism in Eukaryota, Metazoa, Chordata, Actinopteri, Mugiliformes, Mugilidae. Bases 819 to 3062 code for a protein of 747 amino acids. The transcript is spliced from 6 exons.